GGCACGAUCGUCAGAUCGGAGCCGUCCUUUUUUCGAACGGGAUAAAGCAAUCGAACGAGAGGGAGUGGCGCCAUAUCCUUCUGUGCUCUCAGCUGGAAGGAAGUGAAGUGAAGGGAAGGAUGUUCUCCCCGUCCUUCGUACGCGCCACAGGACGGAAUUCUGUUGCUACAGGGUGCCUGAGAGUAAAUGAGUACUGUGGAUUACUUGCAUUUGUAGAGCUCUAGGGUGAUAAAAAAAAUGUGUUGUUUAGUUCAUAUUUUUAAUGAGCAAUUCCAUCAUUUUCUGUGGAAAAUUUAUUCUUGCUCAUCAAAUUGAGUAUCGAAGGUACUGUUUGAGCCCAGUAGCUUCAACACUUUCAUUUAGGAACAGCAGAAGAAGGCGGUUUGGUGGAAUGAUCCGGAGUGCGAAGAAUGGAAAGCCAGACAAAAGAACUUGGUGGCAGAAGUUUUUCCUUGACAACGAUGACUGGUUUGGUCUGAAGGAUGAUAUAUUGGAUGAUAAGGAGGAAUCUGAUGGUGGCAUUGAGGAAGAACUGUCCGAAGAUAACAAGUUCAGGGCUUGGACAACGCGUGCAGAGGUGAUAAUGGAACUGCGUGAGGCACAAGAGGAUAUGUUGAAUGCAGAAGGUAGGGAGUGGGAAGACUGGCUUCAAGAUGACUCUGGAAAUGCCACUACCUCGAAAAAGGGUCAAGGUUGGGAGGAUGGGUUGGAUGCGGAUGGGGCUGAUGCCUCUUCACUCCCAAGUAGAUUAUCCCCACAAAAAGAUGUGGUUGGAUCUGUUAGAGAAUUGCUUCUUGGAAAGGAUGUAGAAGAUGAGAUACUUUAUGAAGACAGAGUCUUCCGUUAUGCAUCAGGGGCUUCGGCAAAAUUUUUGGCAAUUUUGGUGAUCAUUCCAUGGGCUUUAGAUUUUGUGGUCCAUGACUACAUUCUUAUGCCAUUUUUGGAUAGAUAUGUGAAGACUGUGCCAUUAGCUGCUGAAUUGCUUGAUGUGAGAAAAUCUCAAAAACUUGAGAUGAUAAAGACUCUAAAGGUUGAGAAAGCAAGAUACCGUUUUGAAUCAGAGAUUGGUAAAUCUCCUACUUUGUCUGAUGAUGAGCUUUGGUGGGAAUUGCGGCAUAAAGCAUUAGAAUUGAGAGAUGAAUACAGGAUAGAGAAUCGCAAAGCCUGUGCUAAUAUUUGGUCUGAUAUGGUAUUUGGACUUGGAAUAUUCUUCAUUCUUUAUUUUAAUCAGAGCAAGGUGACUUUGUUGAAAUUCACAGGAUAUAAAAUAUUAAGGAAUAUAUCAGAUACUGGCAAGGCUUUCCUUAUUAUUCUGAUUACCGACAUUUUCUUAGGGUAUCAUUCAGAAUCAGGUUGGCAGACACUCAUAGAGAUUAUUUUUGAACAUUAUGGACUUGAAGUUGAUCAGGCUGCUAUAACUAUUUUUGUUUCGUUUGUUCCUGUCGUAAUAGAUGCUUGUGUGAAAUUAUGGCUAUUCAAAUUCCUUCCAAGGUUCUCUCCUAAUGUGGCAAAUAUAUUCCGUGAAAUGAAGCGGCAUUAGCAGGACUACAGUUCAAUCCUUUUUCUUUUGAUAAGGAAGGAUACAUAUUUUGUCAGAGAAUAAAAUGUAUCAGGGUGUGGCCAGAUCAUCUCUCUACCUUUUACAGGUUCGAAUGAUUCCUUUCACUAAUAUAGAGAACAACAGGGUAUAUGACAUUAUGCCCUCUCCCCUCAUUCAUGCAGAGACACUAAGAGAGGUGAAAAGAGGAAAGGUGAACUUUGUGAUUCUUCAAUACCCUUUCUGAAACUAAACACCUUUAAGACUUGGGAAUGUUAAUCAAAACUGACCCUCUGACUACCAACCAUAGCUGUAAUUCUUCAUGGUGAUUUCUCAACCUGUGACCAAAAAGAAUCAUGUGAGUCUUAGAUUUGUAUACUAUACAGUUUCUAGAGUAUAAGCGUACACAACCGUGACUCCGUGAGUCAACUAAUCAACACAAUCCGCACUCUCCAUUGGCUAACAAAGUGACACGUGAAGAGUAAUUUAAGAAAAUGUGGCAGCUUUCUUUUCGUGGUUGCAGUUAUCUAACUUUUCCUUUCAAGUUUCAUAACCGCCUGAUCAAACAAUAUCAAGCUACUGUAUGCUAAUGCUCAUAGGUUUUGGUGGAUCCACGCACUCACACAAGCACAUGUAUCAUACCUUUUGGUACUAUGUUAUGUCUCCAGAAAUUUGGUACUUACAACACAAGGUUUGUUAUGUCUCCAGAAAUUCUGUAGAUUGCCUUGCACUUAAGUUCUCUAAGCAGCAAAAUAACAUUGGGUACAUUCAGUCAUGCAUUUCUGAGGAAGGAUUUUUCCUUACCAGUUAAUCUCUGUCGUGCCACCCAAUUCAGAUAUCCAGCUCCGUUAUCUUUGUAUGUAUUUAUAAAUAAAAUGCUAUUGGCAAAAAGAUCAUUUUUGUCGCUUCAUGUGUCAUGUUGCCAUCGACAUUGUACAAUCGAUUGAUCUGUCCAAAAAUAAUCACUAGCAGCAAUAAAGUCUCCAGGGCCACAGGCUGCCAUUGCAUC
Molecule: messenger RNA, 2546 nt
Organism: Nymphaea colorata (pocket water lily)
Lineage: Eukaryota; Viridiplantae; Streptophyta; Magnoliopsida; Nymphaeales; Nymphaeaceae
Product: chloroplast envelope membrane protein
Exons: 10
Coding region: 263-1540 (425 amino acids)
Cellular component (GO): membrane
Source: RefSeq, a predicted model, not a curated record